AUGGGCCUGUACACUGACCUGCCCGAUGCCAUCACCGAGGUAGACGUCAUCAUUGCCGGAGGUGGAACGGCCGGCUGUGUUGUCGCUGCCCGGCUUGCUGAAGCCGACCCCAGCCUCUCGAUCCUGAUCAUCGAGGGCGGGCCCAACAACGACAUACCCAGCAUCGGUGUGCCUGUUCUGUUCCUUUCGCAUCUGAUGCCAACUGGGAAAACCAACAUUUUCUACGCGGCAAACAAGGAAAAGCAGCUGGGCGACCGAGAAAUCUUCGUCCCCUCUGGAGGCGUUCUCGGCGGCGGCUCAUCUACCAACCUGAUGAUGUACAGUCGAGCACAGCGAUCGGACUUUGAUGCGUGGAAUACUCCUGGAUGGUCAGCGGAAGACAUGCUACCGUAUCUAAGACAGCUGGAGACAUACCAUGGCCCCGGCGCAAAAGACCGACAUGGCUACGAUGGUCCAAUUCAGGUGUCACGCGGAACUUAUCGAGCUACUCGAUCCGAGGACGACUUCAUCUCAGCAGCAGGGAAAGUCGGCUUCCCCGAGAUUGAGGAUCUGCAGAGCCUAGAUGCCAACAACGGCGUCCAGCGCGCAAUGCGCUAUAUCUCGCCGGACGGAAAGCGACAAGAUGCCGCGUCCAAAUACCUUCAGCCGAAGCUGCAGGAUGGCCAUCAUAAAAACCUGCAUGUGUUAGUAGAGGCUCAGGUUGUACGCAUCCUCUUCGACAAAGAGAACAGACGAGCCGUGGGAGCCGAGUACAGGCCCAAUCCAGACUCCCAAUGGGGUGUCCCGAACUUGCAUCCUAUUCGUACAGUCAAGGCUAGGAAACUAGUCAUUGUUUCUUGUGGUGCAUGCGGCACUCCCUCUGUGCUAGAAAGGUCCGGCAUAGGCAGACCUAGUGUCCUCACACAGGCCAAGAUCCCUAUCGUGGCUGAUGUCCCCGGCGUUGGCGACGAAUACGAGGACCAUCAGCUUCUUCUAUACCCUUAUAAGUCGAGCUUGGAUCCAGAAGAGACGCUCGAUGCAAUCACCAGCGGCCGUCGGAAUCCCGAAGAAAUCAUCAAAAACAAUGAUGAUAUCCUGGGGUGGAACGCCCAGGACAUCACCUGCAAACUGCGUCCUUCUGACACAGAAGUAGCUGCCCUUGGGCCUGAGUUUCAGAGAUCUUGGGAUGCUGACUUUCGGGACAAUCCAAACAAGCCAUUGGCUCUGAUGUCGCUUCUAAGCUGCUUCCCCGGUGAGCCAACCGGAAUUCCGGCCGGGCAGUAUUUUGCCAUGACCAUCUUCAGCGUCUAUCCCUACUCUCGCGGCCACCUACAUGUCACCGGUCCAGAUAUUGGUGAUCGCCUUGACUUUGAAACUGGCUUCUUCACCGAUACAAACGGGAUCGACCUUAAGAAGCACAUAUGGGCAUACAAGAAACAGCGAGAGAUUGCACGGCGCAUGCAGACAUACCGCGGCGAGCAUGCCCCCGGCCACCCUCCCUUUCCGGCAUCGUCCAAAGCCGCGUGCACCUCAACACAAGGCCCGCUUGUAGACGUGCAGGAUAUCGAGUAUACAUCUGAAGACGAUACUAUUCUCGAAAAGUGGCUGCGCGAGAAUGUCGCCACCACAUGGCACUCCGUGGGGACGUGCAAGAUGGGGCCGCGGGAGGAAAAAGGGGUUGUUGAUAGCAAGCUCAGGGUUUAUGGUGUCGAAGCGCUACGUAUCGCAGACUUGAGUAUUUUGCCGCACAAUGUUGCGGCAAACACGAAUAACACGGCGUUUGCAGUGGGCGAGAGGGCUGCUGAUCUUUUUAUUGAGGAGUUGGGAAUCAGUAAGUAG
Molecule: messenger RNA, 1818 nt
Organism: Talaromyces rugulosus
Lineage: Eukaryota; Fungi; Ascomycota; Eurotiomycetes; Eurotiales; Trichocomaceae
Exons: 4
Coding region: 1-1818 (605 amino acids)
Molecular function (GO): oxidoreductase activity, acting on CH-OH group of donors; flavin adenine dinucleotide binding
Source: RefSeq, a predicted model, not a curated record